This is a messenger RNA of Bacidia gigantensis, 1962 nucleotides long. RefSeq lists its product as uncharacterized. The record is from RefSeq and is a predicted model, not a curated record. Gene Ontology annotation, molecular function: ATP hydrolysis activity; ATP binding. Gene Ontology annotation, cellular component: mitochondrion. The coding region runs from base 1 to 1962 and encodes 653 amino acids. The transcript has a single exon. Lineage: Eukaryota; Fungi; Ascomycota; Lecanoromycetes; Lecanorales; Ramalinaceae.
AUGCGAAACCCGUGUCAUGGCGUACGAGCUUACACCACGGCUGUGUUGUCGUCGUCCCCGUCGCCGAUAGUGCGCUUCAAUAGGGCAACGUUCUACAGACAGUAUCCAUCUACCGCUCAGGACGAAGCAUCCACGAAUCCGCCCAUCUUCCCAGCAUUGAGCUUUGAGUUACCUUCGAAGACGUCUGAACAGCAGCAUUGGGCCAUCAUAGGCCCUUCCAACACCGGCAAGACCACGCUCUUUGAAUUGCUUCGCGGACAGCACAUCUGCAUCCCUCCAACUGCGCGCUCUUUCCCAUUUCUUUCCUCGAAUGGCAUAGAUCAGCAUCACAGAAAUCCGGCUAGAGCCAUACAAUAUGUUGGCUUCGCCGGAGAGAGAGGCGGAGUGGGAAACCUGGGCACACGAGGCGCCUAUUUGAGCGCGCGAUAUGAAAGCAGGCGAGAAGAGACCGAUUUCUCCGUGCUCGACUUCCUGAGAGGCAAAAUCGAACUGAAUCCAGCGGAAGAUCUAGAUGGACACAAUCCACAUCAAGCCUUUGGAAAGGUCGUCAAAGACCUCAACCUGGAGGCGUUGCUUGCGAUGCCAAUGGGCAACCUCAGCAACGGACAAAUUAGGAGGGCACGGAUUGCGCGAGCCUUGUUGGGACGACCUUUACUUUUGCUCUUGGAUGAGCCGUUUAUGGGUCUAGAUCCACCAACGGUGACCCACUUGUCACACCUUUUGCAGACGAUAGCAGAAGCAAAUGCACCUCGUGUGAUGUUGUCAAUUCGACCUCAAGAUCCCCUACCAAUCUGGAUUACGCACAUCCUGCGACUUGGACCAGCGUUGCGAGUCGGACAUACAGGUAAACCGCUGACUACGAGUGCCAAAGAAUUUAAUGGAGCUAACAGAAAUGAAUCUUUGAAUGGGGAAGGCUCUGUAUCUCUCUCCGCGGGCGAAAGACUUGACAUCAAGCUAGAUCCAAGGGAACGUCUCGUAGCUAUGAAUGGCGUGCAGGUCGCCUACGGUGGUAGAACAAUACUAGGCGAUUGGCAGCAGCAGCAUCCAGAAACUUUGCCUACUAGCACCCCACGCGGUCUCUGGUGGAACGUUCGUCGAGGCGAUCGUUGGGGAAUAUUCGGUCCCAACGGAUCCGGCAAGACUACUCUAAUCUCCUUGAUCUGUUCAGAUCACCCUCAAGCCUACUCACAGCCAAUUGAGAUUUUUGGCAGAAGUCGUUUGCCCUGUCUAGGUGCACCUGGUAUCUCCCUGUUUGACGUCCAAGCAAGGAUUGGCCAGUCCUCGCCAGAGAUCCACGCAUUCUUCCCGAAGAGUUUGACCAUCCGAAAAACGCUAGAGAAUGCUUGGGCUGACACUUUUCUUGGUACAGCAAAGAUAUCUAGCCUUGAACGUGAAAGGGUGACUGCCUGCUUACGUUGGUUUGAGAAGGAGCUGAACCUUACCCCAAUCUCGUUGUCGACCAACUCAUUACCUGAUGAAAAAGAGCUCCCCCAGUCUUCGAGAUCACGCGACGGCGAGCCAUACUGGGCUGACCAAACCACGUUUGGACAACUUCCUUUCUCUGCCCAGAGGGUUGCACUAUUUCUGCGCGCCGUUGUUAAGAAGCCAGAUCUGGUGGUUUUGGACGAGGCUUUUAGUGGGAUGGACGAGUCCAUCCGAGACAAAUGUAUGCUAUUCUUGACAUGGGGGACGACUCGCGAAUUCAGACCCACGAAUUCUAAGCAUUCGAAUAGAAAUGUGGCCGUCAAGGCGGAUGACCAAACGAAUGCUCAGUCAAUAUCUGGGCUCAGUCACAAACAAGCUUUGAUAUGUGUAAGCCAUGUGAAGGAAGAAGUUCCUGAAAUUGUAAGUCAAUGGUUGAGGCUUCCCGAACCAUCAUCUGGGGAGCCUCCUCGGUUUGGCCAGGUGGCGAAGUCCUUGAGAAAUGACGAAAGGCUUUGGACGACAAUAUGGGAAGGAUGA